Sinocyclocheilus grahami is the source of this 4055-nucleotide messenger RNA. RefSeq names its product calcium/calmodulin-dependent protein kinase type II subunit beta. Lineage: Eukaryota; Metazoa; Chordata; Actinopteri; Cypriniformes; Cyprinidae. Gene Ontology annotation, molecular function: calmodulin binding; calcium/calmodulin-dependent protein kinase activity; ATP binding. Gene Ontology annotation, biological process: protein phosphorylation. The coding region runs from base 241 to 2193 and encodes 650 amino acids. The transcript is spliced from 24 exons. The record is from RefSeq and is a predicted model, not a curated record.
CCAGCGGUGACAGCGCGAGUCUCUCGCAGCGGAAAACUAGUGCGCUGCAGCUGAACGGCGCAUUCGGUGAGAGGUCGGUAAAGCAGUCGAGUCUGCUCGUCGGCGAACCUCUCCCUCACUCGAAUCCGUAUCCACGUUGACGUUUUGUCCUCAAAAAUCCUGCAAGUCGAAGCGACAGGAGAAUCACCGUAGUGCUGGACACACAGCUCGGAUAUUGCCGCGGACGCUGAGGGCUGAGAAAUGGCAACGACAACUUGCACGCGCUUCACCGACGAGUACCAGCUGUAUGAAGAACUUGGAAAGGGGGCCUUCUCAGUGGUGCGACGUUGCGUCAAGCUGUGCACGGGCCAAGAAUAUGCUGCCAAAAUCAUCAACACCAAAAAGCUCUCGGCAAGAGAUCACCAGAAGCUGGAACGGGAAGCCCGUAUCUGCCGUCUGCUCAAGCAUUCCAAUAUCGUGCGGCUCCAUGACAGUAUAUCAGAAGAAGGCUUCCAUUACCUCUUAUUUGACCUUGUUACGGGCGGAGAGCUGUUUGAAGACAUUGUAGCCAGAGAAUAUUACAGUGAAGCUGACGCCAGUCACUGCAUCCAGCAGAUCCUGGAGGCGGUGCUUCAUUGCCAUCAAAUGGGCGUGGUGCACCGAGAUCUCAAGCCGGAGAACCUGCUCUUGGCCAGUAAAUGCAAGAACGCCGCCGUCAAGCUGGCCGAUUUUGGCCUGGCCAUUGAAGUGCAAGGGGACCAGCAGGCCUGGUUUGGGUUCGCUGGAACACCAGGUUAUCUUUCCCCAGAAGUGCUACGAAAGGAGGCUUAUGGGAAACCUGUGGACAUUUGGGCAUGUGGAGUCAUCCUGUAUAUUCUGCUGGUGGGAUAUCCUCCGUUUUGGGAUGAAGACCAGCACAAACUCUACCAACAGAUCAAAGCUGGGGCUUAUGACUUCCCCUCGCCAGAGUGGGACACGGUCACCCCUGAUGCCAAAAACCUCAUCAAUCAGAUGUUGACCAUCAAUCCAGCCAAGAGAAUCACGGCCCAGGAGGCUCUGAAACACCCGUGGGUCUGCCAACGUUCCACUGUGGCGUCCAUGAUGCACAGACAGGAAACAGUCGAGUGCCUGAAGAAGUUCAACGCAAGAAGGAAACUCAAGGGAGCGAUAUUGACCACCAUGCUGGUGUCGCGCAAUUUCUCUGUGGGCAGGCAGACCACGGCACCCGCCUCCGUCUCUGCAGCCGCUGCUGCGGCCGGUACCACCACCAGUCUGGUGGAACAAGCAGCCAAGAGCCUGCUCAACAAGAAGGCCGAUGUCAAGCCACAGUCAAACAGUGCCAAAAACAGCAUAGUCACCAGUCCCAAAGGAAACGUCCCUUCUCCUGUUCUGGAGCCUCAGACCACUGUUAUCCAUAACCCAGUGGAUGGGAUCAAGGAAUCUUCAGACAGCAGCAACACCACCAUUGAGGAUGAAGACGUCAAAGGGAAAAGCCUAGAUAGCGGUUCAGUAAAAGCCCCCGCUGAAGUCAGCCAAUCACCUCCGGGCUCCGCCCCCGCCAUCUUCUCCACCAAGCUGACCGACAUCCUGGGCUGCGCCCGUAGGGGCUCGGGACCCUCGGCUGUGCCUGAUAGCAAAGCAGCUGCCCACUCCACACAAUCCCCUCCACAGACCCCCAUCAUGCAGAAUCUGGUGAGCUGUGUGGGCCAUGCACCUGUCCCGCAACAUCAGACCGAGUCACCUUCCUCACGAACCUCAGUCCCCCCUCCCCAAACCUCCUCCCCCCCGACCCCCUCUGUGUCUGCACAGACACGCAAACAGGAAAUCAUCAAGAUCACGGAGCAGCUGAUAGAAGCCAUCAAUAAUGGGGAAUUUGAUGCCUAUGCGAAAAUCUGUGACCCUGGAUUGACAUCCUUUGAACCCGAGGCUUUGGGGAACCUGGUUGAGGGAAUGGACUUCCAUAGAUUCUACUUUGAGAACUUGCUUUCUAAGAACAGCAAGCCCAUCCACACCACUAUCCUGAACCCUCACGUGCACCUGAUUGGAGAAGAGGCCGCCUGCAUCGCCUACAUCCGCCUCACUCAGUUUGUGGAUGGGCAGGGCCGGCCACGCAGCAGCCAGUCGGAGGAGACCCGUGUGUGGCACCGCCGGGACUCCAAAUGGCAAAACGUUCAUUUCCACUGCUCCGGUGCGCCGGCUGCCCCUCUCCAGUGAAGAGCGGCCCUGCAAGCGAUACAUUAGAUGCGAGUGCCCUUCACGGAGGUGAAGGACAGGGAGGACUGAUAGGACGGCAGCAGAGGUCCAGCGUCGGAGCGCUCCGAACCCUCCAGCCUUCCAACGCUGGACACAGCCGUCCUCCCCUGCAUGCAAACCGACAGUUAUCUCUCUGCCAGAACCACCCUCACCUCUGACUCCACCCAGCACGCUCCCGACCGAACGUCUUUAUGCCAAGACUCAAGAUUACAUAUUUUAAUCAUCGAGGGCGAUCAUAGACUCCAGGUUCCCGUCUAGAGUUCUAAUAACCUGCACGAUUGCCGCCUUAUCCACGGUCCUUCGCACUCGUCUUCACUGGCCUUAUGCCCCCUGCGCCCAGGUACUCCCAAAUACAGUAGAUCAUGUUUUAAUAAAAAUAUCAUCAUUAUUAUUGUAUUUAUUGUUAUUGUUACUACUAUUGAUUAUAUAUGAUUAUUACUUCCGUCAGGAUUCUAAGUAUUGCUGUUGUUCUUGAGAUUGUAUAUUUGAUGGUCAAAUUACUGAUGUUUUGUUUUAAAACACUUAUUUUGUUCUCUUUUUUUUAAGCAUGGAUUAAAAUUUUGAUUUUUUUUUUUUUUUUGGUGUUCAGGUAAUCUGAAGUCUAUUUCGGCAGUGCUGUAUAUUAUGUUAAAGUUCACGGCUCGCUGGUAAAAGUAAAAAAGCAGCAGCGCACACGUGGUUUUAAGAUUCAAAACUCGUAGUCAAUUUUCUCGCGAAUAUGGUGGCGAGCAGAUUUUCUGUCACCGCGAUCAGUGUUUGUAUUAUCAGGUCACCAAUCAGAUCUCUUGGAGGCAGCUGACAUCACAUCAUUGAGAUUCGCCUCGUAUAUAUCUGCAGGUUGCCAAGUUGAAUUUCCUUCAAAAAGAGCUGUUUGUCUUUAAAUCAGAGCAUAAUCUCAUGUAUUGGCCCUUGAUGACCAGCAGCUGAUGUGUCCUUCUUACUGACAAUCAAUGCUGAUCUGGUUUUAUGUGAGUUUUGGUGGUCUGUGAGACUAGGAAUGUCUGUUUAAGCUUGUCUUCUUUUUCUCAAGGGAUCUUGUAGGAUGUUUCGAAUGAGUACAGCAUGUUGUUUUUAAGGGCCUUUCAUUUAAAGGAGCAGCUAAUUUACUGCUGUUCGCUGGCCAAGUGUGUUUGAGAUUUAAAUAGCCAUUCUGGAUCCCACGGUGAUCAGAAACCUGUGAAUUUUAACGUGUUUCUACCGUCGUCACAGGAACGUUGUGAUUCACCUCGACUCAGGCACCUACAGCUAUCAUUCUUUUUCUUUUUGUUCUGUACACGCAGGAACUUUUUAUAUAUUAUUUAUGUGGUAGUUUUGUUCUUUGUGGUUUUUUUUUUUAAGCGUGUGUGUGCGUGUACGUGUGUGUGGUUUUACAAUACAAUGGCACUGAUAUCCUGAAUGUGAAAGCAUCGUCACUAUAUUCAAGUGUUGAAAGCCAUAACGCAUAGAGCGAGAAUUUCCAGCGGAUUGUAAGGAUGUUUUUAUAAGUGUUGUCUUUCAGUCUUGCAGAACUGGAAGAUAGUCUUAUGUGGAUUGACUAGGGGGCUUCCUGACAACUGGUACUGUUCGUUUUUGAUGUCUUGUCAAAAGAUUUCUCUCUUACUGAAUGUGGGCUGCUACCUGAAGUCACAUGACCUUUGUUGAGGCUGCUCAGUGUGCUUUAUUGAUUUUAAAGGAGUAGUUAACCCAAAAAUAAAGCUUUGCUGAAAACGUAACUCACCCUCAGGCCAUCCAAGAUGUAGACGAGUUAUACAUUCAUCAGAACAGAGUUGAAGAUGAAAUUUAGCAUCACAUCACUUGCUCAGCAAUGGAUGCUCUGCAGUGAA